Messenger RNA from Pelagomonas calceolata, 648 nucleotides. Lineage: Eukaryota; Pelagophyceae; Pelagomonadales; Pelagomonadaceae. The record is from the annotation of a GenBank genome assembly.
AAAAAGCCGUGCUUGGCAAGCGAACGCCGCGCCCAGGCGGUCGUCUCCCAUCGCGUGGGCACGCGGCGGACCGAGGCGGACCCCGCGGCCGGCGCAGGGCCGACACCGGCGCCGCGGCCGCGCUCUGGGGGCUGCCCCACGAAAGCUGCCCCCCACGCCGCCGCCGCGCCGGAAGCAACGAGCAGAAUGCGCCUCCUCAUCACGCGGCCGCGCAUCCAGUACGACAGCACGGCCGUCUACGAGCCCUUGGACGUCGAGUACAAGAGCGAAGACUUGCUCGUGAGCGAGCUCAAGAACAUGAUCUACAAGCGCCAGCUCAUGCUCUCGACGGGGGAAGAUAGGAAGCUGCCGAAGGAGGACUCGCCGGUGGCGCUCGAGCCGCACGACCAGAUUCUGUUGAUUCGCAAAUUCCGGGACGCGCACAUGCAGGGCGUUUUACUGGAGGACCACCGUUCCUUGAAAUUCUACGGGUUGAUCGACAAGGUCGAGUCGAACCUGUUCCUGGCGCGGACGAACCCCUUGAAAAAUGAGAUCGCGGAGCUGCUGCUCAUUGAUGGUCAUAGUUUAACGCCGCACCAGAAGAAGCGCAUGCAGGAGGCCUGCGCGACGCAGGACAAGCAUUAUUAUAGGCACUGCAUGCAGAUGUAG